This is a messenger RNA of Lynx canadensis (Canada lynx), 3624 nucleotides long. RefSeq names its product F-box protein 8 (gene FBXO8). Gene Ontology annotation, molecular function: guanyl-nucleotide exchange factor activity; protein binding. NCBI's taxonomy places the organism in Eukaryota, Metazoa, Chordata, Mammalia, Carnivora, Felidae. The record is from RefSeq and is a predicted model, not a curated record. Gene Ontology annotation, biological process: regulation of ARF protein signal transduction.
ACCCGAACGUCACUUCCGGCAACAAUAGGAAACGUCAAAAGUCGGGCAGUCCGCAGCUCUGGCUGCUACAGCUUGAGGCGAGCUGAGUCCAGAGGAAUCCUGUGCUGCUUCUGAUAUCCUCACUGCUGUCACCACUAUCGGCGUGAACAAGUGAAGUUUGAACCGGCUUCUCCAUGGCCCGGGCACCGGUUCCCGGCUGAGCCAUUUUCUUUGUGACUAAAAAAAGCCCCCGCCCAGAGACCGAUUCGUCGCGGCGGCGGUGGGGAUCGCAGGUCGUUCAGGCUUGCAGAUGGGUCAGGGGCUGUGGAGAGUGGCCAGAAACCAGCAGCUACAGCACGAAGGUUACAGUGAGCAAGGCUACCUCAGCAGAGAGCAGAGCAGGAGGAUGGCUGCCAGCAGCAUUUCUAACACCAGUCAUCGGAAACAGGUCCAAGGAGGCAUCGAUAUAUAUCACCUCUUGAAGGCACGGAAAUCUAAAGAACAGGAAGGAUUCAUUAAUUUGGAAAUGUUGCCCCCCGAGCUAAGCUUUACCAUCUUGUCCUACCUGAAUGCGACUGACCUCUGCUUAGCUUCAUGUGUUUGGCAGGACCUUGCAAAUGAUGAACUUCUCUGGCAAGGGUUGUGUAAAUCCACAUGGGGUCACUGUUCCAUAUAUAAUAAGAACCCACCUCUAGGAUUUUCUUUCAGAAAAUUGUAUAUGCAGUUGGAUGAAGGCAGCCUCACCUUUAAUGCCAACCCAGAGGAGGGAGUGAACUACUUUAUGUCCAAGGGUAUCCUAGAUGAUUCACCAAAGGAAAUAGCAAAGUUUAUCUUCUGUACAAGAACACUAAAUUGGAAAAAACUGAGAAUCUAUCUUGAUGAAAGGAGAGAUGUCUUGGAUGACCUUGUAACAUUGCAUAAUUUUAGAAAUCAAUUCUUGCCCAAUGCACUGAGAGAAUUUUUUCGUCAUAUCCAUGCCCCCGAAGAGCGUGGGGAGUAUCUUGAAACUCUCAUAACAAAGUUCUCACAUAGAUUCUGUGCUUGCAACCCCGAUUUAAUGCGAGAACUUGGCCUUAGUCCUGAUGCUGUCUAUGUACUGUGCUACUCUUUGAUUCUACUUUCCAUUGACCUCACUAGCCCUCACGUGAAGAAUAAGAUGUCAAAAAGAGAAUUUAUUCGAAAUACCCGUCGUGCUGCUCAAAACAUUAGUGAAGAUUUUGUAGGGCAUCUUUAUGACAACAUCUACCUUAUUGGCCACGUGGCUGCAUAAAAGCACAAUUGCUAGGACUUCCACUAUUAACUUCAAACUAAAGUUACCCAAGGACUUAUUUAGCAGUUAUGGGGGUUACAUUAGUGCUGGUCAUCCUGGCCUCUGUAUACAAUCAAGCUUGAGUGUACACCUUUCUUUUUUUCCUUUUACUCUUUUCUUUUUUAGUAAUUUCCUUGGGGAGCUAAAGGAUUUUGCAGAAUUUUUCUUAAUUUUGCUUAUCAUGUUUUGCACAAAGCAGAGCCGUUGUCUGACACAGCUGUUUAAGAAUGUUAAACUGACAUUAUACUCUAAGGGAUGGUAUAUUUGUGCAUUAGAUUUGCUUGAAAAACUAUUCGUUUUCAUUCUUUUUAAAAAUACCAUGUAAUGUGUACAUAUUUAAUGAAAGAGAUUUAUAAUCAUAAUUAUUUUAUUGUAAAGAUUUUAACUAAAGCCUUUCCUUUUCUCUCAAACUGAGUUCUGAAAUUUAUUUGAUUCUGAUCUGAGCUUUUUACUGUCUUCAUAAAAGUUGGAUCUGACUUGGAUGAAAACCAAUACCCGUUUGUCUUUCCUUUGAACUUUGAAAAGAGUAUUUAUUGUUUUGUUGCUAGUAACAAGCAAAACAGGCACUUAUUUUUAUAAUAUAAAUUCAUCACUUGACUUCCCAUUUUUAAAAGUUUCCUCAUUUGUCAUGUUUUAGUCUUGUCUCAAUAAGUCCUUUAAGCCAUUUGAGAUAGCAAAAUGUAUUAAAUCUAAGAUUUACAUACAUAGGAACAGAAUGUUAUUAGAACUUCUAUCUGAUGUCAUUUGUCAAACUUUACCAUUCUCUUAACUUGAUAAUUUGUGUUUAGAACCAGUUGAGUAAGGGAUGUUGUGAAUGAAUAAAGGUUCUUUAUUCAUUCAUUCAUUCAAUAAAUAUUUACCAAGGGCCUUCCGUGUAUUAAACACUGUGCUAGGUAGUAGUGAUACCUAGACAUGGACCCUGCCUUCAUAGAUGUUACAUGACUAGUAACAAAAGGAAAAAUACAGCUUCGUGGAGAGCAAAUGAAGAAUAGCUUAACUAAUAAUCAUUUAAUUAUGAACCACUUGGCAUUGAAAUGGUAAAGACUAGUAUAUUUAUAUGGUAAGUCAGAAGUUUUCUGGAAAUACUAAGUGCUAAGUGAAAAGCACCAGCUUUGAAAUGAGACAUUAUGUGAUGGGUCGAACUCUAGUCUGGGGGGGGGGGGGGAGCUUGGAGGGGCAGAAACUUGGGCUGGAGGUGUACAAUCCUGGCUUCUUUAGAGAUCUGAUCCUAAGUAAAUAGCGGUCUGGUAACAUCUCAACUACAGUGACGUCCUACAGAAUUUUCAGCGACACGACAUAAGGUCAUCAAACAAUGUCAGAAGUCAAAGGGACUUUUAGACUGGGAGUAAACAAGUUCUCAGAUCUUGAGGCAAGUAUCUACAUAUUCACAUGUGCAUAAUUUCAAACUCCAUGACAAAAUAAUCCCUUCUAAUUUUAACUUCAAAACUAAUGUAUGGAAAAGUUUCUAAAGACACUGAUGAUAACGUUAUUGUUUCUAUUUUCCAGUGAAUGGCAGGCAUCUUGCCCUCUCUAGCUCCCCCUAUCUUGUCUUUUUUUUUUUUUUUUUUUCUAUCCCCAACUCUCCCUUACCAUUAGGUCCUUUCUACAUCUCUGUUUUAGCUUUACUCUCUCUUUUCUUUCCUUCUAUUUCUUCUUCUUCUUUUUUGUAUCUUCCAUUUCCCAACUUUGUCCCUUUUUCCUGUUUUAUUUUCUCCACCCUGACCUGAUUACCUGAUUAUAAAUGUAGGCCGGCAAUAUUCUUUUUUUUUUUUUAACAUUUUCUUUGAAAUUUUUCGAACGUAUAAAAAAGAUGCAGAAAAUGCCUGUAUAACCACUGUGUAGAUUCUACAAUUACAUUGUAAUUGUACUCACUUUACCACAUAUUUGUACAUCCCCCUGUCCAUCAAUCAACCCAUCUUAUUGUUUUGAUACAGGUAAUCCCAAGUUUCAGACAUCAGUACGCUUCAUUCCUAAAGCUUUCAACUUGUAUAUUGUUAGCUAGAGAGCUACCUUGUUUAAAGUUUUUUCUUUAUAGGUAAAAUUUACAUUCAAUGAAAUGCAUAAAUCUUAGGGACACGAAUCCAUGAAUCUUCAUAAAUGCAUAUACAUGAGUAAACCAAGCAUGUAUCAAGAUAAGCAACUUUACGCAACCUGUUUAUAGGUAAUAUUUGCACUCUUCACAUAAAGUAUAAAAACCUUGUAAUCACAUACAGUGUUUACCCCAUUCUCCCAUUUGUUGCCUUACAGUUGUCAUAUGUGUUACAUAGAGUGUAUGUUAUAAACUCCACAAUGUGAUAGUUUGCUUUGAGUAGUCGUAUACAUUUUAAACAAAAAAA